AGCCCCUCAUGGAAACCCUCACGGAGCUGCUCAAACAGAGAAAAUGGUACAAUGCUUAUCUCUACCUGCAAUCGAUGGACAGGGAGUGCCUUACCACUGAGCUAAUUGAACAGUUUUUGAAGACUGUGCUGCCGAUAGCAACGCAAAUGCAUCCAUUCUCACUAACGACUACGACAAUAGAUAUUACGGAAAAUUACUCGUCACGCUUUGAGGUCCUGAGCCAGCUGAGGGACAAGAUCGGCGAAUCGGUUCUGAAGACCGAUGAGCACGAUGAGUCGUUGGUCCUCAUCGACAUCGUUUUGGCAGAUAUACAACUCGAGAGAGGCAUUAGUAUUGAGGAGAAGGUGUACGGAUUCAAGAACAUGAAGUUAACCCGGGAGCAGGAAAAGCAUUUUAAUGGGCUGGCGCUAAAAUACUACGAAAAGGUGCAAAACUACGAUGAAGCCUACUACUAUGCCAAAAAACAAAGGAAUAUGGAGAAAAUGAUAGAGUAUUCGAUUUUUGCGCCGAACAUUUUCAAUUUGCCAGCUUUUGAGGAUGAGCCGGAAUAUUUCAGGGCAGUAAGGGAAGGAAACUACAAGUAUAUUAAGAAUUGCAAAAUAGAUAACUACGAGUUUGUGCUUCAGAAGACCUACAUCAUUAAAAUGUUGGACCUGUGUUAUAACAAAAAUACGGUGUCAAUUUCUGAGCUGUGCAAUAAUUUGGAAUUGGAAAGGGUCGUUGUGCUUAGAUUGAUCAUCAAAGCACUGGGGUUGAAGUUAAUAAGAGGAACGAUAGAUGGUGCUAACGACAGUCUCACCAUUUCGCACAUUUCUUUGCAAACCGUCACUAAGAAGGAGCUGAUGAAUAUGAAGGAACAGUUCAUUAGAUGGAAGUCGCGUGUUGACAAGGUGAUAGCCACGAUGGAAUAAACGUGUUUAUAAUGAAGACCGUUUUGUGAUCGACUUGAUUCGUUGUUUUCAGAUGCAUCUAUCACUAGUGUUUUGGUAAGACUCGGAAACGUUUUGUAUGGUGUUGAUCGAGUUUAUGUUUGCGAUUCAUGGUGGGUGGUGUUUUUGAUGGAUUUGCUUGUGUUGUCAGCAACUACAAAGAUGUUUUCCUGCUGUACUUCCGUGCAACUCCGGCUAUUACUCUCUAAAAAUUUUAAACCUAAAAAAUGAGCAAUCCCUACUUCUGGGCACGAAUGUUUGAGACAUUUAUCGAUGCAUUGAUAGCAACGCGUGAUGUAUAGGGAAUACCCGGUUCCUCCUCCCAGCGGACCGGAAAAGUGUGUUGUUUAGGUGCUGCAAUAUGAGAAUAUGAAUAAACGAUCCUUCGUAAAAAAUGCCUGAUUCUCACCAUAUCAUCAAUUAUUGCACGUCAUAAGCGAAUUUUUAACAUAUGAUUAGCAAAUUAAUCCAUGUAUAGAAUAAUAUGGUUAGAUCGCCGGGCUGGGCAAGGACCAAAGCAAGAAUAACACACAGAUAAACGAACAAAGUAAAUCGUGAACACAAUCACAAUCGUUUAUUUAACUGAUACGAAGCAAAAACGCUCAAUAUCAAAACAGCAAAAGCAAUGACCAACUGCAACGAAGUUGUUCCUGGUGAGAAUCUCGCGUAAAGGUGCAGCACAAAAACAGUUCCUAUAAAUAACAGUGAGAUAAUGAGCACGUGCACAGGGCUUAUUAUAAAUGGUUUCAGCUGGCUGUUCAUCAAUUCUUUAACUUUUCCUGGCUGUUUUUUCAUGAUUGCGGACGUGGUGUUCGCAUUAGAUUCUAUUCGUCGGACCAUUUGGGGGUCAAGACAAAAAAUUAAAAAAUAAUUUGAUGAAAUAUUGGAAUAAAUGAAAUUGUGCAUUGCAGAAUUGGGGCACAGAACUUAAUUUUUGACAUUAAAAUGUUUUUACCUC
Vavraia culicis subsp. floridensis is the source of this 1887-nucleotide messenger RNA. RefSeq lists its product as uncharacterized. The transcript has a single exon. The record is from RefSeq and is a predicted model, not a curated record. The coding region runs from base 9 to 911 and encodes 300 amino acids. NCBI's taxonomy places the organism in Eukaryota, Fungi, Microsporidia, Pleistophoridae.